UAAUAAGAGGGUAUUGAGUUACAAUUGGAGGGUAAUAAGGUAGCUUUUAGGGAUGAAAAAUGCUCAUAAUAUUGCCUUUAUUUUUGCAUUUGUUGCUGCACUAGUUUUAUCUGCUAAAGGCAGUCUUGACAUACAUGCUUAUUAAUAAUGUCAUGUAAUGGAAUAAGUUGUAAUAAGUAAUUAGUGUUAACUAUCAACUAAAUGCAUAUGGAAGAGAGCUUGCUAUGUUUAUUCAUUAGCAUUAUGUGUUUUUAUUUUUUGUUUUUGUUACUAGGGAUGGAUUCGGGUAUUCCAAGAGGCACAUCAUUCACUGAUCUUAUAGAAGAUAGCUUUAAUGAUUAUAUGUCUGGAUCUUCACAUAUUAGUGAUGAAGACAGUGUUCCACAAGCCCAAACAUUCAGCCAAAUGUCUCCACCCCAAGUUGAAUCCACAACCAAGAAAUCACAACGUGGCAUCAACUUCUCCAUAGAAGAAGACAUCCUUCUUGUGUCUGCCUUUCUUAAUGUCAACCAAGAUGUAGUGAAAAGUAAUAACCAAAAACGCGAAACAUAUUGGACGAGAAUUUGGGAGUACUACCACAAGUGGAAGACCUUCACUUCUGAGCGUACGGUGGGUUCUCUUAUGAACCGAUGGUCAACGAUUCAACUUUCCACCAAUAAGUUUUGUGGGUUUUUGUCACAAAUUGAAUCGAAGAAUGAAAGUGGUAAGACUAAAGAAGACAAGCUUGUUGCAGCAAGAAACCUUUAUAAUGCAAUCCAGGGCACCAAAUUUCAGUAUGAGCAUUGUUGGAAUCUGUUAAAGCACUCACCAAAAUGGCUGGUUAUUGUUAACAAUCAACAACCAAAAAAAAUGAAAAAAAGGAGAUUUGAGCCAUCUUCACCUUCUAAUCUGGAGUUUGAACAUUUAGAGGAUGAUGAUGCUCUACAAGUUCCGAUUAUAAACUUGGAGAGACCACCAGGGGUGAAAGCUGAAAAAGAAAGAUUGAAGAAACAAAAAUGCAAAGAAGGUACGACUUCUCACAUAGAAGAUGUAUUGAAUGUUAUGAUGGAAGAAAAAAGAAAAAUGAAUGAGAUGAAAAUGGCUUGUAUUGAGAAAGGACGUCUUGCAGACCAUGAGCAAGAGAUGGCUCGAAUUCUUCUUGAGGAUAAAAAACUUGAAACGGAAAAAAUGAAAAUAGAAUUGGCUAUGAAAAAUUUGAAAGAGGCAAAUGUAAUGGAAAAAAUGAGAUUGGAUAGAUUGAAGGAGGACAAUGAAAUGGAGAAAAUUAGAAUGAAACAAGUGAAGGAGGAAACAGAGAUUAUGAUGAUGGAUGUAAGUACGUUGUCUUCAAUGCAACAAGAAUAUAUUCAUCAGCGCCAAAUGGAGAUCCUUGAAAAACGAAGGUCUAGUCAUUAGACUAUUAUUUUCAUCAAUGCUCUUGUUUUGUAUGAUUAAGAGAGC
This is a messenger RNA of Quercus lobata, 1440 nucleotides long. RefSeq names its product glutathione S-transferase T3-like. NCBI's taxonomy places the organism in Eukaryota, Viridiplantae, Streptophyta, Magnoliopsida, Fagales, Fagaceae. Bases 202 to 1395 code for a protein of 397 amino acids. The transcript has 2 exons. The record is from RefSeq and is a predicted model, not a curated record.